Messenger RNA from Mollisia scopiformis, 657 nucleotides. RefSeq names its product HAD-like protein. The transcript is spliced from 3 exons. NCBI's taxonomy places the organism in Eukaryota, Fungi, Ascomycota, Leotiomycetes, Helotiales, Mollisiaceae. The record is from RefSeq and is a predicted model, not a curated record. Bases 1 to 657 code for a protein of 218 amino acids.
AUGGCAACCACCCUGCAACUGCGUGUUCUUUUCUUCGACGUCUUCGGGACGUGUGUAGCCCAGAGGACCCCAGUAGCGGAUGAACUUUGGAAAGCGACUCGAGAGGCGCUGGAGUCGGAUGAGUCGUCGAUCAGUAGUGAAGUGCGAACCAAAGCGGCGGAGAUGGAAUGGAACAAAGAAGGGGAAAAGUUCGUUCGCGAGAGUAACGGUACCGUAGACUGGAGAGCGGUCGACAAACAUCGUGCUGAAUUACUGCCUCAACUCCUUGUCCGUCACGGCUUGAUAAUUCCACACGAAGACGCCAGCACCUCGGAGUUUCAAGUUGGAGAGGGUUCGCUCCGGGACGAGUCGCAACUCAAGCAUCUCGGCCUCGUCUGGCACCGUCUAACCCCUUGGCCAGACACCUGCCAUGGGUUAGACUUGCUCGAUAGGAAGCUCUCUACCGUAACCCCUAGCAACUCUUACAAUGACUUGUUGGAAGAUCUGGUGGCGCGUAGCAACAUCCCCUUCACGCAUAUUUACUCCGCCGACAUGUUCCGCUCUUUCAAGCCGAACCCCAAGGUGUAUCUCGGGGCCGCAGAGAAGAUGGGCGUAAAGCCCGAGGAAUAUCUCUGGGAGCUGCUCAUUGAAGAAAAUGUGUUUCAAUUCUUCGGGUGA